CGCGCGCGCGCCUGAGUUCACGCUGUCAGACGGCGCUGGUUUGACUUGAUGACUAAAGCGCGAGAGCUUUUCAGUUGAGCUAUUACUUUAGCUCGGUUUUUAUUUUUUUAUUUAUUAUAAAGCUCCUCCAGGGACCUCCUUGAACACUCGGUGAAGUUUUGUCACAUCAUCAUCCUACAGAUUUUAUUAAUUUUCAUAGAAUUCCCUUUUUUACAUUUACCUCAGAUUAAAAAAAACAAACUGAUGAUUUAGCUCACCAGUAAACUAAUAACCGGUUACUGUGUGAAAAGAAGAAAAAAUUACAGGCUGAAUUACAGCAUUUGACAUAAAAUGACACUAGCACAGAACUAACACAGAAAAACUAGCACAGAAAUGUGUAUCCUGUUUUUUAACCUUUCAACCGAAAACAUUUUUGGAACAUACCCCGUAUUUUUCCAUUACAAAACAUUAUAUCACCUCCCAAUCCCAAAUUGUCACCUUGUGAAUGUAUGGAGCGGUUUAUUUGAGUAACACACUUGGCCAAUAAACUUGAAUCUGAUUCUGAUUCUGAGGCAUUCCUACCUCCUGAAAACAAUCUCACUCGACUAAUAAUUCAUUUUAAUACCAGAAACACGUUAUCUAACUCCGUCUAUCUCGUCAGAGCCUUAAGUGUUGAGACCUAAUCCACUGUAUCGCUUUAGAGACUGAUUAACCAAUGUUGACGAUAUACAUCUGAGGAAAAAAUCCUUCUUUGCCCGAACACACCAAACUAAGAUUCAAUGGCGAAGUGUUGCACAGUCUCUGUUGUCAAUGUGACCAGUUUUAGCUGAGGUUCGAAAGGUCAUUGAUUUCCGUCCAAACCGUCACUCUGGCGGAUUCCCAGCAGUCCCGGGACACCAUGGCGUCCUCAGUGCGCUUCACUGUGACACCGACCAAAGCUGAGGAUGUCCCAGGUCUGUCAGAUGCAUCGCCUGACACCGGCUCACGCACCAGCGGGCGAGUCCGAUUUGGCUCACGUGAGAGCGUCAACAACAGCGAAGACACGCCGGACCGAAGCCACCAUGAACAGGAUGGAAAUUCAAAGAUCUCCAAUGUGUACAUCAAUAACAGUCACACCGUCGAUGAUGAUGAUUUCUAUGACCGAAACCUGGCGCUGUUCGAGGAAGAGAUGGACACUCGACCGAAGGUUUCCUCUCUUCUCUCGCGUCUGGUCAACUACACAAAUAUCACACAGGGUGCUCGUGAGCAUGAAGAGGCUGAAAGCAUUGGAGAGAAACGCAAACCUAGCAAGUCUCCUCAGAUGGGCACGUUCAUGGGCGUAUACCUGCCUUGCCUGCAAAACAUAUUUGGCGUCAUCCUCUUCCUCCGGCUCACUUGGGUCGUGGGCACAGCCGGAGUUCUGCAGGCGCUGUGUAUCGUCUUCAUCUGCUGCUGCUGCACCAUGCUGACUGCUAUCUCAAUGAGUGCCAUUGCCACUAAUGGAGUGGUACCAGCCGGGGGUUCAUAUUUUAUGAUCUCACGUUCGUUGGGCCCAGAGUUUGGGGGUGCAGUUGGUUUGUGUUUUUAUCUCGGCACCACCUUUGCUGGGUCCAUGUACAUCCUUGGAGCCAUCGAGAUCUUGCUGAUGUAUAUAGUCCCAUCAGCUGCCAUCUUUUACUCCCCUGAGCCUGAGGGCGAAGCGUCAGCUAUGUUGAACAACAUGCGUGUCUACGGCUCCAUUUUCUUGCUGCUGAUGUCACUUCUGGUCUUCAUUGGAGUCAAAUACGUAAACAAGUUGGCGUCAUUGUUUCUGGCUUGCGUCAUCAUUUCUAUCCUCUCCAUCUAUACCGGAGCUCUGGUCUCAGCCUUCAGUCCACCUUCCUUCCCUGUGUGUAUGCUGGGCAACCGGAGCAUCUCUCGACACGAGCUUCAUGACGACCUGUGUGUCAAAACCAUUCAGAUCGAUUCCAUUAUCAAUAGCAGCAUUGGUGAAGGCCUCAAUGACACAGAAACCUCUCCUAUUACUCCAUUAGUGGUGGAAAAGACAACAGAUCUUUGGUCACGAUUUUGUAAUUCCUCGUCGCUGAACGCAGUGUGUGAUGAGUAUUUCACUCACAACAAUGUCUCGAAGAUCGAGGGAAUACCGGGACUCGCUAGUGGAGUUAUUGCAGAGAACAUCUGGAGUUCAUACCUCAGUAAAGGAGAUAUUCUCGAACGAGGUCCAAACCCCUCUCCCAGCUCGGCCUCCUCAGACUCCAGCCACCACUUUCCAUACGUCUUUGUGGACAUCGCAACGUCCUUUAAACUGUUGGUGGGAAUCUUCUUCCCGUCUGUGACAGGUAUCAUGGCAGGCUCAAAUCGCUCAGGGGAUCUGAAGGAUGCCCAGCGCUCUAUUCCCAUUGGAACUAUUCUAGCCAUCCUCACGACUUCUCUCGUCUACCUGAGCUGCGUGGUACUGUUUGGAGGCUGCGUGGAGGGAGUGCUUCUCCGAGACAAGUUUGGAGACUCCGUGAAAGGGAACUUGGUUGUAGGAACACUUGCAUGGCCUUCACCUUGGGUCAUCGUGAUUGGAUCUUUUUUCUCGACGUGCGGCGCAGGCCUUCAGUCGCUGACCGGUGCGCCGAGAUUGCUGCAGGCCAUCGCUAAAGAUAACAUCAUCCCCUUCCUCAGGGUGUUUGGUCACGGAAAAGCUAAUGGAGAGCCGACCUGGGCUUUGCUGCUGACCGCCUUCAUUGCUGAAAUGGGCAUCCUCAUCGCUUCACUGGACUUGGUCGCUCCUAUUCUAUCUAUGUUUUUCCUGAUGUGUUAUCUGUUCGUGAAUCUGGCGUGUGCUCUUCAGACUUUGCUUAGGACCCCCAACUGGAGACCUCGUUUCUCCUAUUAUCAUUGGAUUCUCUCAUUUUUGGGGAUGGUCAUUUGCCUGGCUCUAAUGUUCAUCUCAUCGUGGUACUACGCAAUCGCAGCCAUGGUGAUUGCCGGCAUGAUUUAUAAGUACAUUGAGUAUAACGGGGCAGAGAAAGAGUGGGGAGAUGGUAUUAGAGGUCUCUCUCUGAGUGCAGCUCGCUUUGCCCUGCUCAGGCUGGAGGAGGGGCCACCACACACCAAGAACUGGAGGCCCCAGCUUCUGGUUUUGCUAAAGCUAGAUGAAGACGCUCACGUUAAGUCUCCACGCCUUUUGACAUUUGCCUCCCAGCUGAAGGCAGGAAAAGGUUUAACCAUCGUGGGCACCGUCCUUAACGGAAACUUCCUUUACUCUUACGGAGAAUCUCUCGCUGCUGAACAGACACUAAAGCACCUGAUGGAGAAAGAGCGGGUGAAGGGCUUUGUGCAGUGCAUCGUGGCCCAAAAGCCACGUGAAGGCAUCAGUCACAUGAUCCAGUCAAGCGGCCUGGGCGGCAUGCAGCCAAACACAGUGGUAAUGGGAUGGCCACAUGCCUGGAGACAGAGCGAAGACCCGCAAAGCUGGAAGACGUUCAUCAACACUGUGCGUUUAACAACAGCAGCCCAUCUCGCUCUACUGGUGCCCAAGAACAUCUCUCUGUUUCCCACGAAUAGCGAGCCGUAUACAGAAGGUUAUAUCGACGUGUGGUGGAUCGUACAUGACGGAGGCAUGCUCAUGCUCCUGCCCUUCCUACUGCGGCAACACAAGGUUUGGCGUAAAUGUGGGAUGCGCAUUUUCACUGUUGCUCAGAUGGAGGAUAACUCCAUUCAGAUGAAAAAGGACCUUGCCACCUUCCUUUACCACCUGCGCAUAGAGGCUGAAGUCGAGGUUGUAGAGAUGCAUGACAGCGAUAUCAGUGCGUAUACGUAUGAGAGAACUCUGAUGAUGGAACAGCGAUCUCAGAUGCUCCGCCAGAUGCGCCUUUCCAAAUCCGAUCGAGACCGAGAGGUGUUAUCUUGUGACGAGGAGUCUAACAACUGCAGCCCCAAACAUAGUGCAGAGACAAGCAAUAUAAAAGAAGACAGAGGGAGUGAAAGUGAGAGUGAGACAGAGAAAAAGAGAGCACAGCUAGUAAAGGACAGGAACUCGAUGCUACGUUUGACGAGCAUUGGCUCCGAUGACGAUGACGACACCGACGGAGCUGCAGGGACAGAAAAAGUGGGCGGAGCCAUUGACCAUAGGCGUGUCCACAUGACCUGGACUAAAGACAAAGCACUGGAGCUGCGUGCACAAGCGCACAUUCCCUCCGGCUGCAGCACACCCGAGGGAUUCAGAGACAUGCUCAGUAUCCGGCCGGAUCAUUCCAACGUUCGGCGCAUGCACACGGCCGUCAAACUCAACGAGGUCAUCGUAAAUAAAUCCCACGAUGCCCGGCUGGUCCUACUCAACAUGCCAGGACCACCCAGGAACCCAGAGGGGGACGAAAACUAUAUGGAAUUUUUGGAGGUUCUGACCGAAGGCCUGGAGCGCGUCCUGUUGGUCAGGGGUGGAGGAAGUGAGGUCAUCACUAUUUAUUCUUGAUUGCCAGUAAACGUCAUUCAGCUGAUGAUUAACGGAACUGUUAAGCAGAACCCAUUGUGGAUGAUGCAUCACUAACUGUGUCUCAAACUUGCUCCGCUUACUCUAUUAAGCUCCACCUACCAUCCACAUCAGCCUGUGGUCUCCAGCACCAGUGUCACCAUUUCCAUGUGAAUGACAUGAUGGUUAUGAGCAUGCAGAGAAGCGCAGUGUUGGACCAACUGAUGAGAAACUCUCACACACACGUACAUCACACACAUCACACAGUGGGACAGUGAGAGUGUUCCAUGGAUUGACUCAGGGGUUGUUGUACUUGAUGGACCUCGAAUGUGUGUGUGUUUGUGUGUGGUAGUGUUAGAACCAUUUUCUGUGUUCCAGUUUAUUGUUAAGACAUUCUUAAAGAUUGUUUUAUUUGUUUAAUGAGAGUUGAGCGUCGAAGGGCAGAGAAUUCAAAACGUUUUUUUUCCCCUAGCAAUAAGAAGCAGGCAUUGUUGCACAUUUUGUCAAUGUUUCCACAUGCUAUUUUAGUGGUGUUUAUUAAUGUGUUUGCAUGUUAGUGUUUAUGUGCAAGCGUUCGAUCCCUCUCUUGGAAUAUGCGCGUAAUUUUGGUUUUUUAUUUCCUUUGAACAGCCAAAAUGUGCUUUCAGCUUUUCCACUGAAAUUCCUGCACUAUUUUAAUGAUUGUAUUUGUGGUCCUUGCUCUUUUUUUUUAUGUCUUCAGAUCAACUGCCCCAGCAGCGCUUUCGAAGUAUGUUUUAAGACACACAAAAAAAAAAAUAAUUCUUUUCGCAGAUUGUAUUUUUUUUUUUAAUGUUUAGAGAUGGCACUGUUUUCUCUUUGCUCCACUCUGUGCUUUGAUUGUAAAUUCAAUGCAAAGACCAAUUUUUAUGUUAUUUCUUAUUUGUUUUUUGUUUUUGUUUUUUUACAUUGCAUUAAAAUUUUGAAAUAAAUGAUCGAAAAGUUGAGA
This is a messenger RNA of Tachysurus vachellii, 5384 nucleotides long. Its product is annotated as solute carrier family 12 member 6-like. Gene Ontology annotation, cellular component: membrane. NCBI's taxonomy places the organism in Eukaryota, Metazoa, Chordata, Actinopteri, Siluriformes, Bagridae. Bases 878 to 4420 code for a protein of 1180 amino acids. The record is from RefSeq and is a predicted model, not a curated record. Gene Ontology annotation, molecular function: potassium:chloride symporter activity. The transcript is spliced from 26 exons. Gene Ontology annotation, biological process: chloride transmembrane transport; chemical synaptic transmission; chloride ion homeostasis.